AAACACAGAACAUCCGUACAUGUUACUAUCUGUGGAGUGGUGAAGAUAAUGCCAAGCACAGGUCUGAGAUCUGUCUCAGAAAACAACUGAAACAAUCUUAAAAUUAAAUUAAACAAGUGUCUUUUCUAAAGAGCUGAAAACAAAUCGAGUUGUUGAGCUCUUGAAACAAGUAUGGCCAAAUUGCUCGAAUCAAAAGUCGAUAUUUUACCUUGCCUUCAUCCAUUUUUAACCCUUUCUGUGCUGCAGGAAGACAGUGCAGGAACAUGUCCCGUCAUGUCAGAGCACUGCUUUACAGCUAGACUGCACCUCCACCAUAGACCACAGCAGAAGUCGUAGGGGGCGGGAGUUUCGGUGCAGAUCACCCUAACUUCAACUAAACAGACCAACUGCAAGGUGCUGCUGGGUGAGUCACCGUGGAAACAUUAAUGCCAUUGGCUCCUCAGAGGCAGCAACUGACUAUAGAGCUCGAAAUUGGGCGAAUCGUCACAAUGAACAGGAUUCCACAUGAAUGCCAUCGGGAGAGAUACGAAAGAAUUGAUUUUUAAACGCGAAGCCAAGAUGAUUGAGAAGGACUAUAACGCCACAUGGGUGCACCGGUAUGGAGAGCCAAUCCCCGCGGGGACCCUCACGUCCCUCUGGUCCCUGUCUGUGGCCAUCUUCUCCAUCGGUGGCAUGCUGUCCUCCUUCUGUGUGGGCUUCAUAUCUGAGUGGCUCGGCAGGAGGAAAGCCAUGCUCAUAAACAACCUGUUUGCCUUCAUCGGUGGAAGUCUGAUGGGGUUAUCCAAGCUCUGCCGCUCCUUUGAAAUGAUGAUCCUCGGACGCUUUGUCAUCGGUGCUUACUGUGGAUUGGCAUCAGGCUUGACACCGAUGUAUGUGGGGGAGAUAGCUCCUACAAGUCUGCGAGGAGCCCUGGGCACGCUGCACCAACUGGCUAUAGUCACUGGUAUUCUCAUAGCACAGGUCUUCGGUCUGGAGGCGUUACUGGGAAGUGAAGACUUGUGGCCAAUCCUGUUGAGUUUAACUGUUGUGCCGACUGUACUUCAGAUGGCACUCCUGCCUUUUUGUCCUGAGAGCCCACGAUUCCUCUACAUCGUCCGCUGCCAGGAGCACCACGCCAAGAGAGGCCUGAGGAGGUUGACGGGCAGGCAGGACGUGGGUGACAUGCUGGCAGAGAUGAAGGAGGAGAAGAGGAAGAUGGACAUGGAGAGGAAGGUGUCCAUCCUGGAGCUUUUUCGCUCUCCACUCUACCGCCAGCCCAUCUUCAUUUCCAUCCUGCUGCAGCUCUCUCAGCAGCUGUCUGGGAUCAAUGCAAUUUUCUACUACUCCACCAGUAUCUUCAUGAAGGCAGGAGUCCAGAGUCCAGUCUAUGCCACCAUAGGAGCAGGCGUGGUGAACUGUGCCUUCACUGUGGUCUCGCUCUUCCUGGUAGAGAGGAUGGGUCGACGGACGCUCCACAUGCUGGGACUUGGUGGGAUGUGCAUCUGUGCCGUCAUCAUGACCACGGCUCUUGUUUUAUUGGAAACUGUUCCAUGGAUGAGCUACAUCAGCAUGCUGGCAAUUUUUGGCUUUGUGGCCUUCUUUGAGAUCGGUCCAGGUCCGAUCCCCUGGUUCUUUGUAGCUGAGCUGUUCUCCCAGGGUCCAAGGCCGGCUGCCAUGGCUGUAGCUGGAUUUUCCAACUGGACGGCCAACUUCAUCAUUGGCAUGUGCUUCCAAUAUGUUGCUAGCCUUUGUGGGCCAUACGUCUUCCUGAUCUUCGCAGCACUCCUCCUCUUCUUCCUCAUCUUCACAUUCUUCCGGGUGCCGGAGACGCGUGGCAAGACCUUUGACCAGAUCGCAUCAAACUUCCACCAGCACUCGGCAGGAGGAAUGAUGGAUAUGGAUAUGGACAUGGACAUGGAUCUGGACAAGCCCAGCACAGAGCUGGACUACUUGGGGGAGGAAAGCAUCAACUGAAGAGUGAUGGAACAAAGUACAGCUUGGGAUGAAUUGUGUAUGUUGGCCUUACUCCAAACUGUUAUUUUUUUCUGAUGUAUAUUGAGGUCAAUGGUUGUAUUCAUAUAGAAUGUGGUGCCAAAGCAGUGUUAAAGGUGUGUUUUGCCCUUCGCUGGUACCACUGCAAUAUGAAGGUUAUGAAUUAAGCCUUGACUGAAGUCUAAAAACCUAUGGAUUUAGAGAUGACUACUGUAUUUCAAGAUGCACAUAAGAACAAAUAGUUUGGACUGUUGACUGCCAGUGUGGUUGGAUUUUAUUCCAUUGUGAUGCACUCAGUUGCAAUAUUGACAGACGGAGAUGGAGAGACUUUGGGAUUCCUGCACUUUAUCUACAAAGACAUGCAACAUUUUCUGAGUUUGGAGGUAAAAGAAGUCAUUAAGUAUGCUUGCCUAUUUUGUACAAAAGCUGGGAACACUCUAGAUGCGUAAAUCUACCUAAGUGACAGAUUUAAGUAAGAAACUCAAUGACUUUUACUAUGACACUUUAAGUACAGGAGCAUGGUGUUAGAGUUCAAAAAUCAAACAUUUGUUUCAGGUGUAAUGAAGCAAGGUUUAAAUCCUAAAACCUCUACACAUUAUACCGUAACUUGGGCUGGGUAUAUAGCAAAUAAUGGAAGCUGGCAUCAAAGGCUUGGUCAGUGGCAAUGUACAGCUGUUCAGGUUUAGACAACAUUUGUUUGGGAUGUUUGACUUCUCAACAAUACCCAACCAAAACAAUAAUGGUCAAUGGUGGCUGAGUAAUUUAGCUAGACUCUCUUGAAAAAGAAGAGAAGCUCAAAGGCUGAAUCCAAAUGUCUUGACUUAGAAGCUCUUGUGGACUUUGUGGGCCCAAGAAGUCUUUGAGUGUCGAGGGAUGUCCAAACCCACAAUUCAACCAGUCCACAACAGGCCUCAUGCAGACUUCCAGAAAGUCAGCUUAGGGUGCAGACUUCAAGAAUUUAACUAACCACGAAUCAUGGCAAUACAGACGUGACGUAGUUUGUCCAAUUGCUGAAUGGUGAUUCGCUUUAAACAUUUAGACAGCAUGACAACACGAAACAGACUCAAAGCCUGGUCAGCCCUGUGAUGAACUGGUGACCUAUCCUACCCCACCUGUCAUCUAAUGUCAGCUGGGAUUGUCUCCAGCCCCCUGCGACCCUGACAAGGAUAAGCAGUUAUGGAAAAUGUAUGAACUUAGGCUAGAACCUUGAGCCUCGCAUCCUUGCCCUAACGAUGAACCGUCGCAUUAAGUACGACUUAAGUAUGACUUUGUUCAUGUAGUGUGUCCCCAGCUUAAGCUAAGGCAAAGUGCUAUCACAAAGUAUUUAUCUGAUCAUGAGAAAGUCAUUGCACAACCUGCAGAAAUGCUACUUUUAAAGAAACAAGAUCUAUUUUACUACUUCAUGUAUAUAUAGUGUGUUAUUUGGUUAUUGAUGGUAUGAGGGUCUAAACGUUUCAAUUCUUUAUGCACUCCAACAGGUGUUAGAUUUUGUAAACUGAAGCCCGAUACACUAGACUAGAGCAAGAUGUGCAAUCAAAAGGGCUGUUUGUAACAAGUAGCUCGGCUUGUUGAUUUUUUUAUUUUAAAUCACAACCAUCAUGUUUGUGUAUUUUUCCUUGGCAUCUGUCAUGUGUGUUUGCUGUCCAUUCAUUUAUGGUGUGUAUCACUACCUUCUGAGGAUUUGUAUUGUUCAGAGAGGACCUUUAACUUGUAUAGUGAAUAUUUUUCACUGUGGUCAUGUUGUUACUAAAAAAGGAUGCAAGUACUGUAAAUAAUGUUAGUGAAAUCUGAUUAAUUUCUAACCAGUACUAGAAAUUGUGUUGAAUAUGAAGUAAAUGCAUUUUUAAAAACACAAUCAUUGAGACAUUAACAAGGACUGAAUCCUGAGAUUUGCAAACAUGAUUUAUUAAUUAACAUUUUAAGUACUGACAUUGCACAUAAUCCCCUCCAAAGAAAAGCACACACAAACAAAAACAAAAAAAAGAAGUUUCUUUUCAAUCUAUCCUCAACUGAGGAGAUGAAGGGAGUAGUAUGUUUUAAGGAUUGACUGAGGUGGUAACAGAACUAAAGUGACUCCCAUAAUGCACCACCAACCUCACACCUGCUUGGUAUUCCCCUCUUCAACCAAAUUAAAAAAAGUUAAAUAAAAAUCAAGGCUGGUCCCUCUAAACUACUUGAUGUUUCUCAUCUAAGCAAUUAAAGAAAAUCUGUUUUUUAAGGGGGGUUGGAAUAACUGGGCUACCAAGCAUAUCGUCCAUUCUUUCCCUUUUUUUAAAGAUGUACUUUCAAUUUUUCUAAAUAUGCACCCGCCAGUCACCUGCAUCCUCUUCUUCUCUACCUCAUCCCUCUCCUCGAGCAUUGUGGGUCUAAAGCCAGGACAACAAGAUGAGAGGGGAGAGGCAUGAAGGAUGAUAGUGAGACUGGGAGGGUUGGAGGAUGGGGGAGUGCAGGGAGGGGAGAGUAGUGCAUGUGUUCUGAAAUAAGUCCAGUCCUCCAACCCUAGGACCUAUGAAAACAAAAUAGGGAAAACACAAGAGACACAGGGAUUGAGAGAGAAAGACAGAGACAUGAAACACACAAGAGAUCUAAUCCCGAAACAAGGAUAAUCUGAAAUCUGAGCUUUCACCUAAAAUUAUCUCCUGUGUUUAACAAAAAGACUUAAAAGAUUGUGCAUAAAAAAAAA
Molecule: messenger RNA, 4654 nt
Organism: Larimichthys crocea (large yellow croaker)
Lineage: Eukaryota; Metazoa; Chordata; Actinopteri; Sciaenidae
Product: solute carrier family 2, facilitated glucose transporter member 1
Exons: 10
Coding region: 505-1953 (482 amino acids)
Biological process (GO): dehydroascorbic acid transport
Cellular component (GO): perinuclear region of cytoplasm; plasma membrane; endomembrane system
Molecular function (GO): D-glucose transmembrane transporter activity
Source: RefSeq, a predicted model, not a curated record